This is a messenger RNA of Limulus polyphemus (Atlantic horseshoe crab), 7608 nucleotides long. RefSeq names its product sodium/potassium/calcium exchanger Nckx30C-like. Gene Ontology annotation, biological process: calcium ion transmembrane transport; intracellular calcium ion homeostasis. Bases 328 to 2466 code for a protein of 712 amino acids. Gene Ontology annotation, cellular component: membrane. NCBI's taxonomy places the organism in Eukaryota, Metazoa, Arthropoda, Merostomata, Xiphosura, Limulidae. Gene Ontology annotation, molecular function: calcium channel activity; calcium, potassium:sodium antiporter activity. The transcript has 9 exons. The record is from RefSeq and is a predicted model, not a curated record.
GCUUGAACCACGGUGUGAACUAUAGUCGUGGAUAGAGAGGCGUCACGCUAAUGACAGAUUUUCUUUCCUGUCGUCGUCGUUGAUGGAUCGUCGUCAAUUUUUUCUAGGAUUUGCGUUGAAGUGUGAAAUUUUCAAUGUAGGAAUUAUAAACCAGUCUGUGACAAAAUAUGACAGUUGUGUGCAUUUCAGUGUUAAAGAUGGACCAUACAGCAACUUCACAAUUAACAUUCUUAAAUGGAUCUGUAAUCUUACUCUUAUAUUAAAGUGAAAGGAAAAAAAUUGAGCUUAAGAAUUAUUCAAUUGUCUUAUUCUAUAUCUUAUUAAAUAAUGGAACAAGUUUCAUCAAAACAAUUCCUGAAGAAACGAUGGAGACCUCCUCUUCAGGUAUUUGGAGUUGGUUUAUCUUUGGUCUUUUUUCUGUCUUACUUUUACUCUACGUCGAUCAUUAUCGAACAAACUAGUCCUAGCGGUGAAUGGAAAAGGUUUUGGGAUCUCGAAGAAACGGAGCUAGAAUACAAUCUCGUGCUUUCUAGACAUCUGUUACAAUCCGCAAGCCAAAAUGCUAGUGAGCCAACUAAAAAACCGCCUCAGUUUCCAGAAGAUUUGUUCUCUGAGCAGCAACGUAAAAAUGGAGCAGUGGUCUUUCACGUUUUUGGACUUGUCUACAUGUUUGCCGGAUUGGCUAUCGUCUGCGACGAGUUUUUUCGCCCUUCUCUAGACGUGAUCACUGAGAAACUUCAAAUAUCCGAGGAUGUAGCGGGUGCAACCUUCAUGGCAGCUGGAGGAAGUGCUCCCGAACUCUUCACCAGCAUCAUCGGGGUUUUCAUCUCGUUUGAUGAUGUCGGAAUCGGCACUAUCGUGGGAUCAGCUGUCUUCAACAUUCUAUUUGUAAUUUCCAUGUGUGCCAUUUUCAGCAAAGACGUACUGCAACUGACAUGGUGGCCUCUCUUUCGAGAUGUCACUUUCUAUUCCAUCAUAUUAAUCAUUCUCAUGGUAUUUUUCAAUGACAAUGUAAUUUUCUGGCACGAAGCCUUGAUUCUUUUUCUAUGUUACCUUGCUUACGUGUCCUUUAUGAAGUUCAACUCUCAAAUCGAACAGUUUGUUAAGCGGAUUUUAAAUAGAAACAAAGUAAAGAAAGUAGGAAGUACCGAUCAUUUGAUGCCAGGACUGGGAAGAAGGCGAGUGAGUCGACCUAUUCUUCAUGCCGGCAGCAAAUUUCGCCAAGGUCUACUACAGUUGAUGAUACAUUCUAUCGACCCCCUGCACGAUGGAAAAUUAGAUGAGAAAGCGUCUCAGCUGCACGCCAUAGCCUCCUUGCGUGUUCUACUGGAAGCAACAAAACCCCGCUGUACGGGAAAAUCGAACGGUAGUAUUGUAACUCACGGAGCGCCAUCUGGUGGUAACCUAUGCUCAGCAUGCGCUACCUGUCCGACAUGUGUAGCCUACACCAAUUGUUCUUCUACAAAGGUGCAUCCUGUAACAAUAACAGUUUCUUCAACAGACGUCCAUAAUUAUGUGACAACAGUUGACACAGGAACCUCUUCUGUAGAUGAAAUCGAUCUUGGUGAACAAAGCAAAGAGUCCCAGAGUAACAGACAGCUAGAACAUAUGGUGUCUCUCACGUCUUUGUCCGGCAGUGACUACAACGAAAUCACUCAAGAUCUGGGCCAGAUGUCCAGAGAAGCUACCGACAUAAGGAGUGUUGGGAAGACCGAAUAUAAUACCGGGGGUAGUUCACCCAGUAACUUAUGUACAAUAACUACCGACUCUGGACCAUCUGCUGUUCUCGAGUUAUGUCCGGAGACUCAGCAAUCGGAAGAAAUCCUAGAACAAGAAAAACCUUUAGACAUCAGUUGGCCCACCACCUGGCGGAAAAGACUAAACUACAUUCUUAUGGCGCCAAUUAUCUUUCCUUUGUGGCUCACCCUACCGGACGUUCGCCGAAAGGAGAAACGCAAGUGGUUCCCCAUAACGUUUAUAGGAAGCAUUAUUUGGAUCGCUUUUUUUUCCUACCUGAUGGUUUGGUGGGCUUCUUUGACCGGUGAAGCUGCAGGAAUACCAAAUGAAGUAAUGGGUUUGACCUUUCUUGCUGCUGGCACCAGCAUCCCGGAUCUUAUUACAAGUGUUCUGGUUGCACGCAAAGGAUUAGGUGAUAUGGCCGUUUCCAGUUCAAUCGGAAGCAACAUAUUUGAUGUUGCCGUAGGUCUUCCUGUUCCGUGGCUUCUGGCAUGCUUUAUUUUCGGACCAGUUACAGUCAGCAGUACAGGCAUGACUUGUUAUGUAUUACUCUUAUUUCUCAUGGUUCUUUUUGUCAUUAUUUCCAUUGCUGGAUUCAAAUGGCGUAUGAACAUUGGUUUAGCUUGUGUGAUGUUUUUCCUGUACUUUGUUUUCAUUGCUUUGUCUUUACUUUUAGAAUAUGGAAUUAUUUCUUGUGCAGCCAUUAUGGGUCCUUUUGGAGGAGGGUAAAAUCAAAAUAGAUUAUACGUCUUUAACUUAAUAAAUUAAAUAGCGGGUAUCGUUUUCAGACUUUUCAGUAGUAAGGUGUAACAAAGAUUCACAUGUAAAAUUAAUUUUUUUAUCGUAACAAUGAGAGAUUUUUUUCACAGUUACAGUUAACAAUAGAAGAGCUUUAAUCCGUGACACUUGGAAGUUUUCAACUGGUUGAAUAAAGAUAUCAGAUGAAUAACAUAAUAUCUCUGAUUUUAAUUUUAAGGGAAUGAAAGAUACAUCUUAUAUCACUUAUGAAUUAAAGGAAAUUCCUUUUCGUUUCUUAUUCUACUCUAUGUUUUGUCUAAUGGUGUAAUUUUUGGAAUAAAACGUGUUUGAUUAGGAAGAAAUCUCAAACCAACAAGCGUUUACAAUAACAAAAGUAUGUGAGUUUGAACUAACCUUUGUUCUUCUUAGAUAUAAUCAUGAUACGAUUGAACAGAAAUUCAACAGUCCAGUUUGUGAACAUCCCAAACAUUUUGUUUCAAAAUCGUACAAAACAGUAAAGAUUUAUAUUAGAAUUUACAAAAUAAUGCCCCAUGUUUCCAGAGUAUAGUACCGAAAUUUGUACGUACAAAUAGAAGGUGAAAUAAUGUCUGAGUUUAUUUAAACUGCUUAACACUGAUCUUUGUAGCUUGAUGUUUUCUCUAGUUGUAAAUAAAAACAGAAUUAUUUCAAACUCAAUUACAAUUUUAAAUCGCAUGACUUUACAUUUCAAUUUGAUAAUGGAUAGUAUUUCAUGACAAUCUUUAUCCGUUAGAUAACUAGAAACGGUCUGUACUGUUUUGCUGAUGUAGCGUAAAAUUCAUGAAAUUUGAACAAAAACUAUCUUAAGUUAAAAUUAAUAAUUUAAAAAAGUCGCCAACGAUUGGUGAUUUUUAAUGAACAAACUACUGAUGAAGUUGAACGAAAUUAUAUCCAACCUCUCAACAUCACACAAAAAAUUCGUUUUUAUCGAAGAACGAAGGAAGGAGAAUUGUUAUACGUUAUUCUUUACUUUUAAUCUUAAGUUCUCAAAAAUAAUUUUCAGAAAAACUGAUUUUUUUAAAGCUGUUCAAUAGUGGUUUGUCCAUAAAAAAAACGAGCAUCUUAAGAAAGAACAUGGGGAGUUUUUCCGGUUUCUGGUGCUAAAGAGGUUAUAAGGAGACUUGUAUUAAUAUAAUGUUUUAUUUCUCAAACACAUCAAAGUGUAUAAUUUCAGAUCUCUAUGUUGAAUUCAAAACUAAGCGUGAAUAGCCCUUUUGACAAUUAUUUUAUUUCAUUGUAUCUAUUUAAGGCUAUGUUGUUGUUGUUGUUGUUGUUUUGUGAAGAAGUAGAGAAAGAAAGUAACUCAUAUUUAAACUUAAUCAUAAACAAUACUUACAGUCCAUAAGUGUGUUAUCUGAGAACUGACGUAACAGCAUCUUUAUUUCUAAAGGAAAGUUUUUAGAUACACUGAAAUUUGUGUGAUCAUCACAACUUACUAUUUAGAUCUACUGAAAAUAUUUAUUUAUCAACAUAAUACGUUGACCACAUUCAUGUUUAGGAUAAUCCAAGAUAUAACCCAAAUCCGUAGCAAAAUCUCAUAUGGCGGGACGUUGCUACAAAUUACGCCACUCUGAAGACGUGGUAUGCUAAGUGCCGUAUCUAAGUAAACCUACAUCAAGAAGUCUUAAGAUCAUAGUGCACUUUUAUCAUAUAGCAAUCAAGUAGCAUUGAAUGUUUCAAUCAGAACACGUGCAUCAAUAACUGACUGGUUGAUUAUCAAGAAAGCAAUCUGUAGAUUAGGUAACAAAAUAUUUUAUUAAGGUCUCAGCAAAGUAGAAUAUUUUACAAAGCAUAUUAUAAAGGAAUUAACCAAUUAACUUUAAAUGACUAAGUGUUUCAUCCAGGAUCUAAUCUAGCAGCAGUAAGUUACUACGUGUCUCAUCCAGGAUCUAAUCUAGUAGCGUAAAUUACUACGUGUCUCAUCCAGGAUCUAAACUAGCAACAGUAGGUUACUAUGUGUCUCCUCCUGAAUCUAAUCGAGCAGCAGUAAGUUAUUACGCGUCCAGUAUAGAAGUAUAUUGCUAAGAGUGUUGUUAAUGAGAUCAUAAGCUUCAGAAAGUGAUUAGGUGUCUCAUCAAUGACGCGGUAUGAUUGUAGUCAGUGGUCAUGCGUAUCCCCACAGUAGUCUUCCAUCGUGAUUAUUGUGAUCACACCUAUAGAACGAAGAUUUUGAAAGAAGUAAAAUGCCACCAUUGAUAGUUUUCGUCUGAGCACUAACUUCAAUGAUUAAUAACUUAUAGUCACGUAAAUACGCGUACACUUGUUAAUUCAGUCUCAUGCACUUGUUUACAGUAUAUAUAUAUAUUAGAUGUAAACUCUAACAGUAUCUUGACACUUUCUAUCAAAGGUAGGUUACAUGUUUGGGAAAGGAUGUUUAAGAGAGCUUAAAGCUCAGAUAACGAUAUAUAAUUUGCCACUUGAUUUCAAGUAUUAGCUUAGAUUUAUAUCAAGAUGGUUCUUACGCGAUUUUGUAGCCUGGAUUUAUUAAUAUGAUUCACGCAUACGCUGAAGAUGUUGGACAAACAUGCGUAGUACAUGCUGCUACAUGUAAAUUGAUAUCACUCAUUUUCAUGUUAUAUGUUAUGCACGUAUAUUAUCUUUAGUUUAGUAUCCGUUUCUAAAGUCCAAGUUGGAAAGACAAUAAGAAAAUCACCGGUUAGUUUUAAAAGAACUCUGUAGUUAUCAUACAUAGAGUUAUGAGCUCAAGUUGGUAGUUGCUUUCCGUUCAGAGCAGUUGUGAUUUCGCAGAAUUAUCACACUGUAGCCAGCGAAAAUGAGAGUUUUUCAUUCGACAGAAAUUUCCUAGGUGAUAACAUUUGAGAUAUCACAGAGAAACAAAAUAACUAAAUCCAAUAUAUAGAGCAUUUAUCUGAAUUGUAUGUCACACUAAUGCUCUUUGAAAGUAAGCCAUCUAUUUAGCUUCUGUAUUCGGAAGAAGAAACACUACAGCGUUAGAUCCUAUGUCAACAGCCUAUUGAGACGUAGAAUUUCAAGUCUAUUUAACAAAAACGCUACUUUUCAAACUUCAAUCGAUAAUUAAAUGUUUACAUAAUAAAUAUUAACAGUGUGAAUCUUUAUAUCUUGAUUAGGUCUGAGCAGGCGCAAUAAUCUCUAAAUUUAACGAACUUCUAUGUCACAGGUUAAUGCUUUAGGUCGACUUGUUUGAGUAAGCCAGCACACUAUUUUCUGUACCACACCCCAUUCGUAAAUCACAUGUGGAACAAACACGCUUCAUUUGAAAAGAAAUACACCAGUAUUUCUUUAAUAAAGAAACGAGAAAAUUGAGAUAUUUAUAUAAACCUGCAAAUACAAACCUAGAUAGCUACCAUGCUGUCUGACAGAGUUUUCUUUUACCAAAACGGGCACGUACGUAAACCAAUAUUUUAGUUGUGUUAGAGCUUAUACUUGAGAAUAAAUAAUAUAACAUUUUUGGGGUUAAAUAGCAUGAUAUAUUUAGUAAUAGCUGAGUGUUACAACAUUCAUUACGUGUUGUUUACGAUGCACUAAUGUUAUCAUAGGAAACCACUUAAGGAGAAUGACUAUAUUUCUCUGACUUCUUUAUAUAAAGUUACCUGAUACAUAGCGUUAUUGAUAAAUAUUGAAAUAUAUAAAAUUUUAAUUAGAUAUCUAUGUAUACAUAUAUGUUGUAAUUAUACAUUGUUACACCAUUACUAUUGUAUUCUUGAAAUAUAUAUAUAUAUAUAUCUAUGUAACACAGGUGUUAUAUUCUCUUUUGACAGAUUCAAGUCUAAGCAACUGACAGUGGUCAGUUUACUAUUACACCUUUUUUCUCUCAGAUUAAUGUGUUCUAGAAUAACAGAGAGAGUUGUGAGAAAUAUACUACACUUAGUUGUUCAGUUUUUUUUUUAACUUGAUCAUCUCAUGUUCAUUAUUCUUUCCAAUUUCUUUGAAACAUGUUUAAUGUCUUUAACAUUACGUGUUGGUAUUAAUCGUUUUGAGACUUUUUUAUGUUUUAAAAUUUACGAAGUUCAUAGAGGUAGUUUUGAUAACACUGUAUCUUAAUGAUAAAUAUAGUUAUUGUUUAUUUCAUUUUCAUGGAGAAGAGAAAUGGUCUUUUUAUUGUGAACAUAUUUUUUGUAUAUCCGCUACAUGAUUAACACGGUAUGUAUCUAAUAAUGUUUCUUUGUGAAGUCUGAGGAAAUGUUUCGUUCUUUUCUGCUUAGUUUGAAGUGGUUGUUGUUGAGCGCGGAGCUACACAACAGACAGCUAUCUGUGCUCUGCCCACCAUGGGUAUCGAAACUCGAUUUUUAGCGUCGUAAGCCUGCAGACCUACCGCUGAACCACUGGAGGGCUUUACGUUAAGAACUGACAGUGCUUAAUUCCGGCCAGAUCUCUCUGAACUUGGGAUCUAGAAUUUGUUCAGGACUUUUUUUCUUGUAAAUUUAAAGGCAAAAACACUAGUGAAUUUUAAGACUGCCUCGUUUACAUUAUGAGUUGAUAUUUAACUGACGUUGUCAAUUACAUCCCUUCUUUCCACCAAUCACAAAUAGUAGUUUCAACAACCUUUAAACUGUUAUCUUUAAAAACUCAAAACUAUCAUCUCCAUCUGCCAAUAGAGCUCCGGUCUCCUUUUCUUCUUCUUUUUCUAUAAAUUAAGCACUGUUUAAGAAGGUACACGAAAGUGAUCGAAACACUGUCCUCAUACUUAUACAGCGAUUGCCCUUAGAAACCUUUGAAUAUUUCUACAACAACCCCAAAGAAUGUUUGAUACAGAUGAACAGGUUACAAUGAUCUAUGAGCUGACGUUUAACGUUCGUGUUGAAGUACAAACUGGGGGAAGUGUAUGAGAAGCUGCUGUGUUUGCAGAGUUUGAUUUGAAACUUCAGUGAGUAGUUUUAGUUGUUCUUGUUCAAAAUGUGUUUCUUAGAACGUUCAUCAGGGAAGUUUUUAGAUGAAAAGAAACUUGGCAUUGAAUAUGUUCACAUUGAAAAGACAUAAGCAUUUUUCAGAUGGUGUCAACUUGAUAAGGUAGACUAACUAGUUAAGGUAGCAUUAAAAACGACAUGAGUUUAUGUAUAUGCUGUGCAGCAAACAUAGUUUUCGCUUCUUCAAUAAAAUUUAUUUAUAGUCGUU